Molecule: messenger RNA, 1005 nt
Organism: Aspergillus fumigatus Af293
Lineage: Eukaryota; Fungi; Ascomycota; Eurotiomycetes; Eurotiales; Aspergillaceae
Product: putative RNA binding protein
Biological process (GO): mRNA export from nucleus
Cellular component (GO): nucleus
Molecular function (GO): mRNA binding
Source: RefSeq, a predicted model, not a curated record
AUGACGACGACAGAGACAGUGCGUUUUGAACCUGGCUUCGUGGCGAUUGUCACGGGGGAUUUUCUUUUCAUUCCGCUCGUUUGUUUUAACACAGGUUUCUUUCAGCACGCCCUGCUCGUGGUUCCCGACGUCCACGCGGUGACCGUUACUCCCCAUCGCCCGAUCGGUAUGUCUGGCUUGGAUUUACUGCUGAAGCCCUUUGUGGUCAUGGCGGCUAACUCCUGCAGCAGCGCACCCGCCGGAGCAAAGAUUCGUGUUGAGAACCUUCACUACGACAUUACAGAGAGCGAUCUGGAGUUAGCUGAUGAGUUUUCGUUUCAGGAUCUGUUUAAUCGGAUCGGACCUGUCUCAAAUCUAUCUCUCGUCUAUGACCGGGCUGGACGCUCCGAAGGCGUUGCCUAUGUUACCUACAACCGUGCGAACGAUGCGAGAACGGCGAUAGCAGAAUUCGAUGGCGCAAAUGCCAAAGGACAGCCUAUCCGUUUGACACUAGUCGCCUCUGGCCCCGGAAGACGGGGCCGCAACCCAUUUGAUAAUGUCGAACGGCCCAAGGGAAGUCUUUUCGAUCGCAUCGAGCGGCCUCGCGAUGCCCGAAGCUUAAGCCCUGGAAGUGAGAAUGGUGAUGUGGAAGGCGGAGCACGUCGUCGCCGGGGCCGUCGCUCUGGAGGAGGCGCAGGCCAUCGCCGUAGCGAUGUCUCGAAACCUGCCCCCGAGCACAUUGACCGGUACGUGCCUGGACAGCGAUCACCAGUCAGACGAAGCACCAAUGGCAGACGGCAGGGGGAGCGGCGAGAUGAUAGAAAUCGAGGCGAGGGCCGCCGGAACCCUAACGCCAGACCUAAGAAGACGCAGGAAGAGCUUGAUCAAGAGAUGGAUGAUUACUGGGGAGGCGCAAAUGCGGGUGCUGGUGCUGCCGACAAAGAGGUCGUGCAGGAUGAGCCUCAGCAGAUCGCCCCAGCUACAUCCGCUGCGGCUGGUGAUGAUGACGUUGACAUGAUUGAAUAG